UGAGGAUCAGUUUAACAAAAAAUCUUACCCACUCAGAUAUAAAUACCUCAAAUCGACGCAGACUUAUCGUUCAUCUUCUCCGUUUCUUCUUCUCUUCGUCUCCUCCUCUGCAACACCAAAUGUAGUUCCGGUAAUCGAUUCAGAUUCUCCAAAAUGGCCCGAUUCCGGCACGUUCGUUACCCGAAACGCAUCCCAUUACGUGUCUGGCUUCAUUUCCAAAAGUCUCAAGGUCUACUUGUGGGUGGAAAUCACACCUCCUGCAGUUUCUUCAACAAUGGCGUUAAAGCUCUUCAAGCUUCAGCUUAUCUACCACAACUUCUCUUACAAGAGCUUGAUUCUUAGAAUAUUCCUCUUGUCCAUCGCUGUGGCGGCAAUCCCAUGUUUCAAUCUCGUCAAUACAAUUGACGUAUGCGAUUCCUCCUGGACGAUCGAGACCGUCAAGCUCCGAAUGAACGUUUCAGAUCUGGAGGCCGGGUUCGGAGAGCUAAUGACGGCGAACUGGCUCGUCGAAGGCAACAAAGCUCUCUCGAUUGGCCGUGAUUCCGCGAGGGCGGUUAUGGUAAUGAAGAGAUUGGGUUUCGCUGAUGCCAUUGGCGUUUACAGAUCUUGCUCGUCCCUGUUCCGGCGAGGUGGGAUUUACGGGCUGCAAUUCGGUGACGGGUUGUUCGAUUUCGUGUUCUCGACGGAGAUGAUCGACGGGGUUCGGGUCCCGGCGAGGUUGGUUUUGGAGAUGGAGAGGGUGCUGAGGCCGGGAGGUGUUGGCGUCGUGAUGCGACGGCUUUCCGGCAGCUUCCCUGCAACGGCGGUAAUGAAGGCCGCCGCUCCGGUGGGCUCGUUCCUCAGAUCCUCAGACGUUGUCGGUGUCCGUACGAUAAACUGUACGGUCAUGGUUGUCUUUAAGAAGAGAGAUGGAGACAGCAGUGAUGACAUGAUUGACCAGAAAGCGCGUCUGAUCUCUCCCAGCACUACCGGUUCAGUGCAGGCGAAGAGUGUGAAGGAUAACACAUUUACCAAAAUGCCCCCGGAUUUGAAAGGAAAUUACAUUGGUUCUCCUAUUUCUGCAGCCUUGAAGUUAAAGAGGCGAUAUUUAAGCAAGGCACCCUUUAUUCGUAGCAGAUCUGGACGAACGAAGAGCGUCGGUUGAGGGCUUGUUUGGUAAUUAUGCAGCCGUACUGCUGGCUGCUGCUGUUGUGCGCCUUGCGCGGUCGACAAGCUUUCAUGAAAUAAAACCGGUGGGGUCAUUGACACGUGGCUAACAUCCAGCUAUUGAAAACACGUGCGGUAAUGCCCUCGCUGUCGUUGUGUUGUUCAUGUUUGUACUAUUGGGCCCAUUUCCACGUGGAUGCCAGCUCUGCUGUUUUAGACACGUGUCAUACUGCUUGCCCAUUUGUUGUUGUUGUUGGAUUAGAAUGUAUUAGAGUAAGCUACACGCCUAAAGGAUAGAUUACACGUGAAAUCGUAGCAUGUGGGUUUGUGGAAUAUCGAAUCCAUGAGUUGUUUUGCUUGUUGCUCCAAUUGGAAUAUCAAAUAUGUGUACGGUUGGUAGAAAUCGUAGCAUGUGGGUUUGUCUUUGUGGGUUUAUUGUAGUGAAGUGCCGGCUUGGGCUUUCUAGCCCUUAACUUGCUUUGCUAUUGUCAGAAAAGCUUUGGAUGGGUACUUUUACAGCGGCAUUUUCGUGUUA
Nelumbo nucifera (sacred lotus) is the source of this 1681-nucleotide messenger RNA. RefSeq lists its product as uncharacterized. The record is from RefSeq and is a predicted model, not a curated record. NCBI's taxonomy places the organism in Eukaryota, Viridiplantae, Streptophyta, Magnoliopsida, Proteales, Nelumbonaceae. Gene Ontology annotation, molecular function: S-adenosylmethionine-dependent methyltransferase activity.